AUGUACUAUUUUACUGAUGCGUCCAAUAUGGAGCGUUUAGACUGCAGUGACGACAGUGUAGUCAUGAGGAAUAAAACUAAAGCCGCUUGGCAAGAAAUCAUGGAUACAUUUAUUUAUGAAAACCUGAACGAAGCAGAAAAAGCCGAAAUAGCUAAACACUAUUGCAAAAAUGGAACAACAUUUUUGACAGUUUUGUGA
Molecule: messenger RNA, 198 nt
Organism: Acanthoscelides obtectus
Lineage: Eukaryota; Metazoa; Arthropoda; Insecta; Coleoptera; Chrysomelidae
Source: the annotation of a GenBank genome assembly